ACAAACGAGGUGGAUGGGGGGUACAGGGCCUAAGACUCUGGUCUUUCCUCCCUUCUUCCUCUGGAUCUCCCAAGUUUCCGGUUUGGCCGGCCACAGGUUGGGGUGCGGAGACCUCCGGGCCUGCAGGGGGCGCCUGGUGCAGCGGAGCGCCCUAAUCUUGGGCAGGGCCGGGGCUGCGCAGUCAUGAUCACUGCCAAGGCCUCGGCGGACUCCGCCGUCCCCUCGGUGCAUGGUACUGCGGUGGCCACCGGUGUCCCGGAGCGCGAGGAGCCAGAGUGGCCCUGGAAAGAUGCCCCGAUCCGGGCGCUGGUGCAGCGCAUCCACCAGUUGCAGGCUGAGCGCGCGCAGGCCUUCCGCCGGCUGGAGGACCUCAGGACCCCCACCUGCCGCAGAGGCCACCUCCAGUACCUGCGAAGCGGCCCGCCCUACGACUUCCCCCGCUACCGGAGCACGGUGCACGAGGUGACCCAGGCCUUCGCCGCCGCCUCGCGGGAGGUGCUGGCGGUGGAGGCCGAGCUGUCUGGGCCCAGAGGGCAGCCGCUGCUCGCGAGCCACGUGCGAAGCCUGCAACAGCUGGAGCAGACGCGCCUGGCAACGGUGGCCCUGCUGCAGCUGAUGGGGACGCCAGAGCUGACUGGGCAGGAAGACACCCUGGAGACGCACCAGCUGAAGAUGAAGGUAAUUAAAACCAUGGAAGCGAUCAGCGAGGUUCUUCAGGACCUUAGGUUUGAUGCAGAAUCUGCUGAGUGAUGGUGGCUCCCCAGUGACACACCAAGGGAUAUGGGAAAUGUCCCCAAGCCUACCCCUUGACUGUCAGCUGGCUGGGGUCACGCUCCACCAGGUCGCCGACUGCCCUUGAGUUUGCUGCACCUCCCACAAUAAAGAACCCUUCGUCUGUAGCUGCUCCACUGUCUCUG
Messenger RNA from Panthera uncia (snow leopard), 917 nucleotides. RefSeq names its product required for excision 1-B domain containing (gene REX1BD). The coding region runs from base 184 to 750 and encodes 188 amino acids. The record is from RefSeq and is a predicted model, not a curated record. The transcript has 5 exons. Lineage: Eukaryota; Metazoa; Chordata; Mammalia; Carnivora; Felidae.